Molecule: messenger RNA, 5464 nt
Organism: Acanthoscelides obtectus
Lineage: Eukaryota; Metazoa; Arthropoda; Insecta; Coleoptera; Chrysomelidae
Source: the annotation of a GenBank genome assembly
AAAGGCUACAAAGUCAACUUACAGCACGCGUUGGGCACAAGGAUACCAAAUGGUGUGCUCAAUUUCUUCUUCAAAUUCGCUUUUGGCAGGAAGGUAAGAAUUUCCAAAAUCAUUCUUAAUUUUACUACCAAACACAUAGCUUUGGUGUGGACUUGCAUGUCUCGUGUUCCGUCUCAAACAAAAGUAUUGGACCGGCUCUUCCAAGUAUGUUAUGUUUGGAAAGGGUCAAGGUCAGGUCUAUACUAACUUUGGAUAAGGAUCAUGGUGACAUUGGAUUUAACCUUGAGCUUAUCUUUCAAGUUCAUUUGAAUAUCAACUUUCGUUUUUUAAAUUAAAAGUCGCUUUUUUGAUACCAGCAGUCGAAAGGACGAAACGUUCUACGUUUGUAUUUGUAUUAAAAUCUAAGAUGACGGUCACCGUCAAAGUUCAAAUUAACGUCAAAUGUGUUAUGCUACUGAAAAUUCCUUCUACCCUUUAGUGACAGACAUCUUAAUAUUGACCUUAGUUUAGACCUUGAGCCUCACUUUUAAGGUAGUAAUUGUACAUUAAAACGUAACAUUUUCCUUUGCCGGUUCAAAUAAAGGAUUUCUCAGUAAAUAAAGUAUUUUACCUGAAAAACAAAAGUUGACCUUUGAAUAACCUUGAAUGUGUAUUCAAGGUCAAUCCAAGAUCAUCAUUGAGUCCUUGCCAAAGUUAAUUGACUGUGACCUUUUUCGCAAAUACCUUUCCUGGAAAAAUACCCGUUCCGUUACUUUUGUUACACCUGGUAUGUAUACGUACGAAAUGGCCAAAAUAUAGUUUGCAUUCAAAGGUGGGGACCAUGAGACUAGAGAUAGGGGGUUAAACUCAUGGAGUGGGGAGUGGGGUGUCGACGAUGAAGUGAAUUUGUACACUGCGUAGCAAAUGAAUUCCAGGUUCUGCGCAUGAGGCAUCUCUCUUUCUUACUGUCAUCAUGACUGUAAACAACUCCAAUUUUGACAGCUCUUGCGCGUUGCACGCAGGAAUAUUGAAUAAUAUUAGAGCACGAAGAAUAAACCUACAAAGCACGGCAAGAUAAGAGUGAAAGAGUGAAAUACGUUCUGCGCCAUGUUCUACGACCACUAGAUUUCCGAGAGCCACGCCAUCCUUGGCACCAGGAUUGGCUUCAUACGAAUACUCCUAUGCAGUUUAACCUCCUAUUCAUGGUGACGACAAGUGACCGGCGAUUCAGUGAUAACACAAUUUAAUGACAUAUUCAUUUUAUAUCGAUGGAUACCGCCACUUGUCGCUACCUUUGGACGUUGAUAGCAUGUUUGCGAUAUUCAGAUUUGAAUUGAUGUUUUUUCAUUAAAGUAAUUAUUUUGGUAUUGAUUGAUUUUUCUCUUCGAUCGAAACGUAAACAGGAAGUAGUACAAAUUGCUCAUUGUUUAAUUAUCUGAAAAUUAUUAUCUGAGAAUGUUUUUGUUAGUACAUAGGUUGAAAUUCCAUACAUGAUUUUAGAUCUAGGUUAGGCCGAUUGGUGAUAUGGAUAAAUUAGAUUUUUAGAUCCGAUUUAAGGUCAAGCGAGUAUGUUUUUAACGGGAUAUUAUCGCAUAACACUAUAAAUAUUAUGUACAUAUGUUACUUUUUAGUAUACCUGUAGUACGUCAUAAAAUAUUUUAUUGUUGUAUUAGAACGAAUUUUCGUAUUUUUUAACUUUUUCAUAGCACGUAGAAUUAGAAGAUGCUAAAAUAGGUUAUAGUACGAGUAUAGUAUCAUUUCGUAAGAUUGGUCACUGUAAUGUGGACGAAUAAAGACUCAACCCGGUAUCAUAUGAAUUGUUUACUAAGAUAAUGUUAUAUAGUUCGAAAAUUAAUGAUAUGAUUAUAGUCGUCUAUAAAGUCUGCUGCAUACUUUAUGGACCCAUUCUGCAUGUUAAUUUUGUAAAAUAGGGAUGGUAUCUAUAUAUUUAUUAACUUUCGUUUAUAGUACUAGUGAAAUUUAGACUGUAGCAAUUUCCAUGUUUUUGGUUAUGUUAUUCGAAAACACAUUAAAUUGUACGUUUUCUAUGAGUAUACUUAAGGGCAUUUGAAGUCUUGAAGUAAAUAAUGUGCUAAGUACCAAAAUUAUUAUUUUGAGAUAAACAAUAGUUUUUGUUGUUCUUCAAUCAAUGCAUUAAAAAAACUCUAUGAAAAUUAAACAUUGGUUUAAUCAAGUAUUGUUUUGUGUGCUUAAUAUUUUCUGGAACUCUCUGUAAAAAAUAGCAGAAAAAAAUUAUACUCGUAACAGUUACAAAAUCAUAGAUUGUGCUAAGUGCCAUUUCAAAAAAGUGAAUAUUGUGGUAAAUAAUAACGAAAAAAACCUAAAAAUAGCUUCAAACAUUACAAUUCAAUAGAUCUUCAUAAAAUUUUCUAUUUGUUUCCUUCAAAUAAGGAAUCAUUGCCAGCAGAUCUUUCUUCAGAAAUUCUACUUUGGCAGGUCAGGUUUGGAAGAGUCAUUUUUGCGACAGUUGCAGUAGUUCUUUUUUUCUUCAAAAUCCUCGCUGUUUUCCAAUGGUCUAUUUCGUUUAGGGUUUCUUGGAUCCUAACGAAUUGAUUGAACUUUCAGAAGCAACUUUAAAAUCAAAAGGUCCUCACGGUUUAUGAUUGUAACAAGAAUGGUGUUUUUUUCACUGCUGCUAUCAUCGCAAGAGGGUCUUAAAAAAGACUCUGUCAACAGACGCACUAAUGGAGGCCGAUUUCUAUUAAACUCUCCACCACCCAAUAAACCGCAGCCCUGCGUGUGAAACUAUUUCACAAUAUCGGAUAGUGGGCCGCUGAAUUCUUACACGCGUCACCUUCAGCUCUGGUAUUUACGGUCGGCAGAAAUUAUAAAAAAUGACCUUUAACGAGAUGGAGAGUAGAGUAUGAUUUUCUACCACCAAAUUAUUAGACUAAGAGAAGUGGUUUGUUAUAAAAAUGAAAUUCGAUAUUUUUAAGAACUGCUAUAAAAUUAUUAUUCUAAAUAAGAAAAACGUUGCAAUAGGAUAGUUAAUUUUUAGUCGACCAUGAAAAGAAACUGUGACAACGUGAUAAACAAUAACAAGCACUAAGUCAGAAAACAGCGUGGAAACUGCCGCCUGUAGCUCAAAAAACUAUCAAUAAAAUAUAAAGAUAUUUAUUGGCACAUUUUUUACCGGCGGCGUUAUGAGGAUUGACAAGCGCGCGCUCUGUCGGGAUUUUUGAGUACAAUAUAAUAGCCAUGGAAUUUUUGGCAUUUAGCACAUUAUUUACUUCAUGUCUUCACUUGAUUUGGACAAACUACUUUCGAUAUUAUACUUCAUUAGAUUACUGAAAUGUCAUUUUAUCAAAUUAGCUUUAUUAGUUUUACCAGAUUCGCAGAUUCAGUCACAAUUUGUUCUCAAAUGAAUUAUAAUUUUCAGAAGGUGGUUUAGGGAAAUUAUGUUUGUCACGGUUUUGUAAUUUGUACGAAAAUAAUUAGUUUCCAACAACCUUGUAACCAUUGCGCAAUCUUAUCAAUUUUUUGUGUAGUGCUUUUUGACACUGACCUAGUUUUUCCUUAAGACAAUUCAAAAUUGUAGCUAAUAGUUCAAAUUAAUCAAAACAUCACAUACUUUUUUUCGUCAAAUAUUGUCCAAAUAACCGUUCUUCACCACAACGUGACUUUUCGUAAUUUGUAAUCAAGAUUUUUCAACAUUUUGAAUUAAUUCUCUUAACAUGACCCUUUACCACUUUGAACCACACUGAUUUUGUUACACGCAUCUUUCACAUUGUGUUUUGACUUUAAAUUUUUGGUUGGCAUGUUGGGUAGAAGCAUGCUUUUACAGUGUUUAGUGUUCGUUAGAGUUGUUGUUAAUGUAGUAUUGACAAUUUAGUGGUUCCAGGGAUCUAAAAAGGUGAAGGCUCAAGGCAUGGGCGUACACACGCCUGAGGAGAUCAACCAGUUCGGCCAAGAGGAUUUGAGGGUGCUCAAGGACAUGCUUGCCGACAAGCCUUUCUUCUUUGGAGAUGAACCCACCAACUUGGACGUUGUGGUAUUCGCCCACCUAGCUCAAAUCUACUUCAUCGACAAGGAGGUGUCGUACCCUCUGCGCGACUACAUGACUGAGCAUUGUCCCAACUUGGUCGGUUUGGUCAACCGGAUGAAGGAGCGCUGCUUCCCCGAUUGGGACGAGAUCUGCACUACGUUGGACCUCAACUCUCAUCUGCCCAAGCCCGUGGAGGAGACCAAGGAGGAAGGCAAGGGAAAAGAGGAGAAGGAAACCGAGAAGGAGAAAGAGCCCGAGGACAAGGACAUUGAAAAGGAAAAGACGGACGAGAAAGAGAAGGACAAGGCUAAAGAAAAAGAGUCAGAAGAAAACAAAGAAAAAGAAGGAAAGUAAAUCAUCCGACCGUCAUCUUACGUUUCUACGUGAUCUUCUCUGUCUUUUCCUUAUUCAUACUUUUCAUUUCAAACAAUGUGCAACAAUCUAGCUAUAAGGUUCAUCAUACUAACAAUUUUUUAAUUAAAAUACCUAUAUUUAAAAUACUCUUGUCAGUCAAAAACAUAUUUUAGUUAUUUUAUAUAUAUAAAAUAUAGAGGACGAUUUUAUCCAUACAUCUUUUGACUGUUUUUAAUGGGUAGUCACACACCUCUUUCAAACUUUGUAGCCUAAGAGCUAGUAGUCACUUUUUGGAGCAUUUCAGGAGCUUUUGUAUUUCAAAAAGAAACAUCCACCCUCGUGGUUACAGAUACCCAAAAAAGACUGAAAUUUGUACUGUAAUAUUAUAGAUUAUUCUGAUAGUUCAGGUAGAUACUUAUUACUAACUCAAUGUAUCUUCAGUACGGUAGAAGAAGAGCCGUGUAUAUUUGGAAUUAAAAAACGCCAGAUACCAUUGGGUAGAAUAUUUGGUAUGUACAAACAUACAGAAUACAUUAUUCUGUGAUUUUGAUAAAAGCAGCUUGUUCACCUAGCCUACUUAUUAGAAACAGUCUAAACAUUUCUUAGAUAAGGUUACUUGUUUGUAUAAAUAUUUCUUAGCUAGUUUUUUAUUGUAAGCGUUCACUGUAUGUAUGACCAACUCAGAAGGGCAGAAACGUUUAAUUCUCCGUUUGACGCCCUUUAGAGUUAAUCCAUGUUAGUGCAGUCUUAAUGUACGAGAAACACAUAUACACUAUACAACCUUUAGUAGUACUAUUCAUUGUAUUCAUUCCAUACUGUGCAUCACAAAAUUGAAUGCUUAAAAGGCUGUAAUAGCCACUGUAGAUUUUUGUAUUUUUUUAAAUGGAUGAUUAAUUUUAAGGUAUCAUAUGCGUCUUUAGACCACUCUCAAAACCUUGGACUCUUUCUCGACAACGUAUGUGUAUCAAGCUCAGUAGAUAACGUUAUAAUUUUAUUUUAGAUUUUAUUGUAUUAAUUGAAAACUGUGUUGUACGUUAUGAUUUAAAUAAAUAAAUUGGUAUUUUAAGUUAUUUCUUAUUUCUGUGUAUCUCAUUUAGUAUUCCCAAUAAAACGGUUUGAAAAAGG